AUGAACACCCUGCAAGAAGCAAGCCGGGUAUACAAGGCCUUCCAGAAAGGAGGGCCGACUUUCGGAGGAUGGCAGAUGCUUCCAGGCACGAAUCACGCGCGGGCAAUUGCUCGUUCAGGCGUUGAUUGGAUAUGCGUCGACACCGAACAUGGCAACAUCAACGACAGCCAAAUGCACGAAGCCGUAACCGCCAUCGCCCACGCGGGCGUAAGCCCUCUCGUCCGCAUCGCCGCGAACGAACCCUGGAUGGUAAAACGCGCCCUCGACAGUGGCGCCCACGGCGUCAUAGUCCCGCUCAUCUACACCGUUGACGACGCCAAAAAACUCGUUUCCUCCGCCAAAUUCCCGCCAGAAGGAACGCGCGGCUUCGGCUCACCGCUACCAACCCAGUGUUUCUCAAACGAACCACUAACCUACUACCUGCGCCACGCAAACACUUCGCUCCUUACCAUUGUGCAGAUAGAAACAGCGUCGGCACUAGCCUGCUGCCGUGAAAUCGCCGCCUUGCCCGGCGUUGACUGUUUGCUGAUCGGGCCCUUUGAUCUUGGUAACAACAUUGGUCAUCCUAUUUUGACUCCGACUAUGGAUAAGGAGCUGGAAGACGCGAUUGAGACAAUCAAGGAGGCGGCGCAUGCGGAGGGGAAGAAGGUGGCUAUGUAUUGCAACUCGGGCGAGGAUGCGAGGGGGUAUGUGGAGAGGGGGUUUGAUAUGGUAAGUGUGUUGACAGAUCAGAUGGGGAUUACGGGGGCGUUUGAGAGGAGUUUGGGGGUUGCGAGUGGGAAGGUUGAGGGGAGUGGGGUCAAGGGGGUGAAGGGGUAUGAUGGGAAGUAA
Messenger RNA from Alternaria incomplexa, 831 nucleotides. RefSeq lists its product as uncharacterized. Gene Ontology annotation, cellular component: cytoplasm. The record is from RefSeq and is a predicted model, not a curated record. Lineage: Eukaryota; Fungi; Ascomycota; Dothideomycetes; Pleosporales; Pleosporaceae. The transcript is spliced from 3 exons. Gene Ontology annotation, molecular function: aldehyde-lyase activity. Bases 1 to 831 code for a protein of 276 amino acids.